Molecule: messenger RNA, 5784 nt
Organism: Leopardus geoffroyi (Geoffroy's cat)
Lineage: Eukaryota; Metazoa; Chordata; Mammalia; Carnivora; Felidae
Product: putative claudin-24
Exons: 1
Coding region: 1-663 (220 amino acids)
Biological process (GO): cell adhesion; bicellular tight junction assembly
Cellular component (GO): bicellular tight junction; plasma membrane
Molecular function (GO): structural molecule activity
Source: RefSeq, a predicted model, not a curated record
AUGGCUUUAGUCUUGAGAGUGGCGAUGCAGCUCGUUGGACUUUCGUUAUCUUUGCUGGGAUGGGUUUUGUCCAUUAUUACAACUUACCUGCCACAUUGGAAAAACCUCAAUCUGGACUUAAACGAGAUGGAGAACUGGACCAUGGGACUCUGGCAGGCCUGUGUCGUCCAAGAGGAGGUGGGGAGACAAUGCAAGGACUUUGAAUCCUUCCUGGCUUUGCCUGCCGAACUCAGGAUCUCCAGGAUCUUAAUGUUCCUGUCCAACGGGCUGGGGCUCCUGGGCCUGCUGGCCUCCGGGUUUGGCCUGGACUGCUCGAGGGUCGGAGAGACGCGGCCAGGCCUCAAGAAGGGACUGCUGAUCCUGGGAGGGACUGUGUUCUGGGCAGCAGGCGUCGCGACCCUGGUUCCGGUCUCCUGGGUCGCCCACAUGACCGUCCAGGAGUUCUGGGAUGAGACCAUGCCAGAGAUUGUGCCCAGGUGGGAGUUUGGGGAAGCCCUCUUUCUGGGCUGGUCUGCUGGGUUUUCCCUCCUCCUGGGAGGCUGCCUGCUGAACUGCGUGGCCUGUACUACCCAGGCCGCUCCGGCUCUGGGCCCCUAUGCGGUGGCAGAAAUGCAAUUUCAGUGUCUGUACCUGGAAAAUGGAACUGCAGACCCCAGAGUGUAAGACUUUGGCAAGAGCAGAAAGACACAUCUUUCCACAUCAACCGCGAAGUGGGGUCUAUGCUAGAAAGGGGUCUUUGUUAUGUAAUUAAAUCUGUGCUGCUCUCGUUUUCUCAUUAAGUAACUACUUUUCGAUCCUAGGUCCUCUCUUCCUCCCCAAAUCUGGAGAAGUAAGAAAGAGGCAAGUCUUAUAUCUAAAAGGAAACUAUCAUGGGAAGCAUUACACAGGGAUGAGCAAAGAUAAUUUCAUCGACCCGGUUAUUUAAAUCAAAACAUGGCGGUGGCCGUCCAUUCUAAUCAGAAUUAAGCUUUGAUGUGUUAAAUUUUAUAUCAGGAACUUUGCUUUUGUUGAUAGCUGGGAAAAAUAAUAAUUAGUUUCUAUUUCCUAAGGAAAAAAAAACCAAUCUGCGAUCUUUUAAACAUUGUGCAUUAGCAAUAUCCCGUUAAGCCUGUCCCAAAGUAUCAUUUCCACCACAGGGACUUUGGUCUUCUUUGAACACAGGUGGUUUGCAUCUAGGAGAUGACUAGGUACCCUGCGUGACAGGGUUUUAGGGGGCUUACGGUUUUCAGUAUAUCACGAUACUCUCAAGAGUCAACAUACUGGCCAGUCUCUCCUGUCUCUCCCUUCCAAAGUUUCCAAUUAAAAAAAAAAAUAAUAAAAUAAACAACUCCAAAAAUAUUUUGCUUGCUAUCCAGAUAGUGACAGUUUGUUUGCUCAGUAACAACUUUCCUUGGUUCAGUGAAAAAUGACAGACAUGGGGAUACAUACAUUAGUAAGUGAACCAGGGGAGAUGUCCAUCCUGACCUACAAAGUCCUACAGCUUAACUUUUCCACGAUGCAGAAAGCCCACGUAGGGGAAAAAAAAAAGAAAUAAAUAACAAGUGCGUACGCACACGUGCACGGAUCUGACAAAAAGGCGUGUAGGUAAGUAGAUUGGGUAUUUGGGGUUGGGAGUUCAGUACUGCUUCCUAUGUUAUGUGGUGGGUGUAGCUUAUGGGUCUUCUGAACAGACCCGAUGCAAGGUCUAGAGAGAUUUCCGAUAAGAAAUACUUUUCUGGAACUCACUUUUAGAAAAUGGUAACAUCCGGUAUGACCACGACGUACGUAUUGCAACAGGAGAGCGGCAACAGAUGGCAAUCUGGACAGGUGCAAUUGCUAAGAAAGCGAGCGGUGGGAGCUGAGCCCAAGCUGUCAGGUACACAUUUUGCGUUGAGACUUCUUCACCCUUUGACUCGCUAGAAAGCUAGCGAUGUUAACGAGGAAAGGAGGAUCGGUCCUAUCUGAUGUUAUUGCAGAGACAAACUGCUACUACGGAGUCAGCUCCUAGGACACGGGCACGGUGCUGGCCACACCUGGGCAUUACUGGUUGGCAGACUUACUUCCUUGUAUCCUUUGCUGAAACCUAGUCAACACCUUUUCAAACAAUAGCAGCUCUGGCAAGAAUCCUCUACACACAAUGAAGAAAUAUUUCCGAGCUCUGAAGUGACAGCGCAAGGUGUCACACGUCCUCACGCAGAGAUCGAAAGGCAGGAGUUAGUUUGGCUCAAGCUCCUGGGGAUCUGCAAUGGCUUUAGUAGUUCGAAGCGUGGCGCAAUUAGCUGGAAUUUCACUCUCUCUGCUGGGAUGGGUUUUGUCCUGUCUUACAAACUACCUGCCACAAUGGAAAAACCUCAAUCUGGACUUAAACGAGAUGGAGAACUGGACCAUGGGACUCUGGCAGGUCUGUGUCGUCCAAGAGGAAGGGGGGACGCAGUGCAAGGACUUUGAAUCCUUCCUGGCUUUGCCUGCCGAACUCAGGAUCUCCAGGAUCUUAAUGUUCCUGUCCAACGGGCUGGGGCUCCUGGGCCUGCUGGCCUCCGGGUUUGGCCUGGACUGCUCGAGGGUCGGAGAGACGCGGCCAGGCCUCAAGAAGGGACUGCUGAUCCUGGGAGGGACUGUGUUCUGGGCAGCAGGCGUCGCGACCCUGGUUCCGGUCUCCUGGGUCGCCCACAUGACCGUCCAGGAGUUCUGGGAUGAGACCAUGCCAGAGAUUGUGCCCAGGUGGGAGUUUGGGGAAGCCCUCUUUCUGGGCUGGUCUGCUGGGUUUUCCCUCCUCCUGGGAGGCUGCCUGCUGAACUGCGUGGCCUGCGUUACCCAGGCAGUUCCGGCUCCGGGCCCCUAUGCGGUGGUAGAAACACAGUGUCACCGUCAGCACCUGGAGAUGAAAAAAGCCCAUCUGAAGGUCUAAGCCAGGAAGGAUCAGUGGCGUCUACUCUUCAAGUGAAGUUCACUCCUGUCUCGGUUUGGUAGGAUCUCCUGUUGCACAGCUGCCCGUUUACUGAGCUGUUUAAUUUUCCAAAAUGCACUUUUUUUUUUUUUUUUUCCCACUGUGGCUACUGGCUUCUUACAUUGCAAUUUCCUUUUAGGAGAGUAAACCACUGUCUUCUUCUAUUCUGAGACCAAAACCACUCAAGACUCGAUAGUAAUCACACUCAUUACUGUGGAUGAGUUUUCUCAAUUUUAAAAUAGAUUCAGUGAUUGCACAGAACCGGUAAAUAAAGCCUUAUAUCAGUGCCUCUGUAUCUUUGAAGGUGUCAUUCGUAGAGAUGGGUCACUUUGGCAGCUGGAAAGGUUACUGCUGAUCGCCUACUGCUUUUAAGUGUGUAAGAUCACCUAUUAUACUGAAACUAAAGUCUUGUUGCAGAUCGAUUGCAAAUGUCAUUAGAGUAUCCUAAAAACUUGCUGGUUCUUUGAAAGCUUGGGAGGUAAGCGAUGUGGGACGCGCCAUCUCCUUUUUAUUCGGAGACCUCAGCGCCUCUACGGAGCCUUUUCCAAGAGCCAGCCGGGUUCAUUCAUGCUUCCUCACCGGGGCAGAAGCAGAGGGGGGCGGUCUGGUGCAUGGGAAGAGUCACGGAAAACCUACCCCACAGGUGUGCUUUGGCUUCUGUGUCCUGUGCUCUGCAGACAACUGACGCCCCGGCCAACCCCUGGCUCGGUGAGCAGCCACAGGGGGCACUCAGGGUCAGUGCGGGUUGUACUGACCGAGAAGCUCCCGGGACCACGGCCCGGCCAGCCGACCAGAGCACAGGCUGGGAUGGGCGGGGACCCCAGAGCUCACCUUGGAAGCCCCUUCUUUUACUCCCACUAUGAAAAUAUGCCAUUUUUAUUCCUCUCAGCAAUACAUAUCUUCCAACCAAGAACUAUCCAUAGCAAACUGCGGGGUUGGGAAUUUCCUCGUGAGAGAUUUUAUACUUGCUCGGUGCGUGGCUCAAGUAAACUCUUGUUUGCAGCAAUUAGGGAAAUUAAGCAAUAAACGACACUGAAAUAAAGUAAGAGGCAAUAUGCAUCUUUGUUUAAAAAAAAAACAAAAAAAAAACCACCGAACUUUUGUCCACCCACAAACACAGGGAAAGUGCAGAAACCAAAGUUAAUCUAUGUGAUGUAUUUGCAUACUUUUACAAACGAGACAAAUUAAAACAGAAACAUAUUCAGAAUUUAACCUGAUUAAAUAUUUAGUUCAGUCCUGAGCUUUUGAUAUUUAAUACAAUAUAGAUAAAGUAAUAGCGAAAAAAAAAAGAUUUUAAAUUUGAUUUGCAUGCCACAGAGAUUCAGCUAAACUUUGUUCAUUUGGCUGCCAAUAUUUUUUUUUUUUUGUACCUGCAACUUAGAUUCUGAUAUACAAAAUUAUAAUAACAUACUGAUAAUUCAAACUUGAGACCUAAAUAUUACAUUCUUUUUACCCUGUGCAGAAUAAAUUCUACCUUUAAAAAAUAGUAUUUAUAAUAUUAAAAUUCAUAUUGUUCAUACGGUUUUGUGAUCAAGUUAUUAAAAUGUUUUGUCACUGUGAAUCAUUUGGGUUAGUACAAAUAUGACAGAAUUGUGAAAAGCUGCCUAUAAAUACAUAACACUAUUGCUGAUUUUUAAAGCGUGGGAAAGGAUUAUACUAAAAUAAGUUCGUUUCUCAUGUUAGAAAGGAGCACAUUUUGUGAAAUAAAACCUAAAGCAUCUUGGUCACAACUGUUAACUACCAGCCUGAGACAGAUUUAAUUCUUGUAUACCGGUCUGAAGCUUUUUGUAUGACAAAGAGUGAUUUGCUAAUCUGAGGAACAUUUAUAAAGGUGUAAAUAGUCCAAUAUAGCUUCUUCUGGGUCAAACAUUUAAAAUGGCCAGAACCGAACUAUAUAUUAAACAGAACAUAAAUAAGACCGUAAAUAAAUAAAUGAAGAAAAUAAAAUCGUACGGUACAACUACACAUAAUUCUAUAAACAUUUUCACGGCCACACUACGAAGCUGAAAACGGCUGACCUUCAUUUAGCUCUAUAUUAAAUAAACUUCUGUCUUUCACAUUUGACCUUGACAAGGAGGAAUGGCAUUCCUGCUCUGGUUUUCCUUAGUCAUCUGAAAGAAUGGGCCGCGCGGCCUCGAAGGACGGUGCGCAGUCGCGAGGCUGGUUUUUGUCCAGAGUGGUGUCACAUCCAGUUAUGGCUUCGGAGACAUUUUAGAUGUAAGUGGUGGGAUAACUUAGGAAGAGAUAAUUAAAGUUCUCGGCUCAGAAAUUGCUUACUUCGAAUUUUGAUUCUGAUAAAACGAACUUUCCAGAAUAUGUAGAAUUACUUUCAAGAAACUUAAGAAUUCUUGCUGAGGAUGCUAUCUUAGAAAUAGAACUUAUUAUUUUUUUAAGGGAUCCAUUUCGUUAAGAGGAUUUUUGUACUUCUCAAAAAACAAAACAAAACAAAACAAAACAAAACAAAACCACCAAAAUUUAGUUUGCUGUGUAAGAUGGCUGACCAAAAACUGCCUCUUCCAGUAGAACUGACUGAAUGAGAAGUAUGAGUUAAAUUGCACAAAUACUCUUUACUUCAAAAGCCUUUAUGCUGGCAGAGCAGAUACGUUUCUCGCAAGCAGGGCCUGGGGCGGGUGGGCUACCGUUCUACACGGACGACCUAGAGCCUUUUUCCCCUCUCGACACGAGAUCAUCUAGAAUUGUUUUCUUAACCAACCGCCUUGGCUGAUAUUUCAAGUUAAUAAUGUCCCCAGGCACACUCUUCUCUUGGCCUCCUCACCACAAAUUACAGAUAGGAUCCCCUAAACACGAGAGCUGCCAAAUAGUUUCUAGUAAAUGUUAGAAAUCGGUUUAAUAAAGUU